This is a messenger RNA of Dictyostelium purpureum, 2091 nucleotides long. RefSeq lists its product as uncharacterized. Gene Ontology annotation, biological process: autophagy of mitochondrion; cellular response to nitrogen starvation; protein modification by small protein conjugation. Gene Ontology annotation, molecular function: Atg12 activating enzyme activity; Atg8 activating enzyme activity. The record is from RefSeq and is a predicted model, not a curated record. The transcript is spliced from 3 exons. Bases 1 to 2091 code for a protein of 696 amino acids. Gene Ontology annotation, cellular component: phagophore assembly site; cytoplasm. Lineage: Eukaryota; Evosea; Eumycetozoa; Dictyosteliales; Dictyosteliaceae.
AUGUCAACAAAUAAUAUUUUACAAUAUAAAGAAUUUAGUAGUUUUGUAAACAUUUCAUUUUGGCACGAAUUAUCAUCAAAGAAAUUAGAUGUACUAAAGUUAAAUGACGAACCAAUACCAUUAAACUCGCAUUAUACAUUCUCACCAUCACAACAAUUAGAUCCAUUCCUUUGUUUAGAAUUCAAUGGAUUUCAACAAACUCUAAAGCAAUCACAACAACAUAAAUCACAUGCAUCAAACAAUAACAAUGAAAAUUAUUAUAAUGUACCAAAUAGAAGCUAUCUUGUACCAGGAACAUUGCUAAACUAUAAUACCGCUGAGGAUUUUAAACAAUCACCAAAAACCAAGUUAUUUGAAGAUGCUUCAAAAAAGAUAUGGUCAGAUAUUGUAUUAGGAUUUGUUGAUAAAGAUAUGACACUAUUAAACAGAUUCAUUUUAAUAACAUAUGCAGAUAUAAAGAAUCAUCAAUUUUAUUAUCUUUUUGGUAUUCCAGCACUCCUUCCACCACAACCAAUCCAACAAUUUGAAGAAACAAAAAGUUUAUUACAGUUUUAUAACAAAGAUCAAAUUAAAAGCACAUUUAUGAACAAUCCAGUACCACAAUAUUUCUAUUUAGUAGGUGGCAGUGAAAAUGAACCAUUUGAAAUUAAAAAUUUUGAAGACUCAUUAACUGCAAACGAAGAAUACUUUAAAGCCCACGAUGGAUCAAGAGAAGAUAAUAUUCCAACUGUAGGUUUUUGUGAUCCAUGCUCAUUACCAUCAAACCCAGGUUGGCCAUUAAGAAACUUUUUAAUCUAUUUAAUAGUUAAAUAUCAAAUAAAAAGGGUUAGAGUUGUAUGCUUUAGAGGUGUUUCAUUAUCAUCCAGUGAAAUCGAAACCAAUUCAAUUGUACUAUCAUUAACUUUACCCGAAAUCGAUGGUAACAUUACUCCUGAAUGGUCUGGUAAAAGCGUUGGUUGGGAAAAAGACAACAAUGGUAAAAUUGCUCCCAGAUUCAUCUCCUUAGCUUCAACCAUGGAUCCACUAAAAUUAGCCUCACAAUCUGUCGACUUAAAUUUAAAACUAAUGAGAUGGAGAGUCAUGCCAUCAUUAAAUUUAGAAGCCAUCAAAGAUACAAAAUGCUUAUUAUUAGGUUCAGGUACAUUAGGUUGCAAUGUUGCACGUUGUUUAAUGUCAUGGGGUGUUAGAAAUAUUACAUUUGUAGAUAGCUCAAAAGUAUCAUAUAGUAAUCCAGUUAGACAAUCAUUAUUUACAUUUGACGAUUGCACACCAAAGAAUAAAGAAAAAUCAGUUGCAGCUGCAGAAGCAUUAAAAAAGAUUUUCCCAGCAGUCAAUGCCAAAGCCGAAGUAUUUUCAAUUCCAAUGCCAGGUCACAGUGUACCCAAACACGAACAUGAUAAUGUAAAAGCCACAUUCGAAAAACUUGAACAACUUAUUAAAGAACAUGAUGUAGUUUACUUACUAACCGACUCAAGAGAAAGUAGAUGGUUACCAACUUUAUUAUGUCGUGCCAAUAAUAAACUUUUAAUUAAUGCAGCACUUGGAUUUGACUCUUAUUUAGUUAUUAGACAUGGAAUUAGAAAUGCUUUAUCCCAAAAAGAAUCUGAUGAUGGUUGUGAUUUAGGUUGUUACUUUUGCAAUGAUGUUAUUGCACCAACCGAUACAUUAAAAGAUAGAACUUUAGAUCAAAUGUGCACCGUUACAAGACCAGGUUUAUCAAUGAUUGCAUCCUCAAUCGCUGUUGAACUUUUAAUAUCAACUCUUCAUCAUCCUUUAGGCGGUAGAGCUCCUGCAGAAACCGACACUGAUGUCUAUAAACAAGCCUCAACUCCAUUAGGUAUUGUACCACAUCAACUCCGUGGUUUCCUUUCCCACUAUCAAACUUUACCAUUAUUCUCAAAUCCUUACAAGAAUUGUACUGCAUGUUCAGAUUUCAUUGUAAACGAAUUUAACCAAAAUGGUUUUAAUUUCAUUUUAAAUGUUAUGAACGACUCUUCAAUUUUAACUAAAGUAGCUGGUAUCGACGAGUUAAAAAAUAGUGAAGUUACAAUUGACUGGGAUUUAGAUGAUAUCUUAAGUGAUGAUGAAUAA